AUGCCCAUUCCAACCCGUACGGCCUCCUUGCGAGAGCCCCGUCAGACAUCCCACAUCGCUCGUCUGGCGCCCGGAGCGAAGGCACCCGCCCGUCCCACAUCUACCCUGGAACCCCCUAAAGAUACCGUUACCUCCAAUCGGGCUCGAACGCUUCUACCUCAGCGCAGUAACCCCCUGCGAGAGGAUGGCGCGACUACCCGACUCCCUCCGCCUGAGAGACGGCCUCGAGAGACGUCACCCAAGAGACCGAUAAACGAAAAGCAGGGCCCUACCCCGACGGCGACACCGCCGACCAGCACCACAGCUCCUACUCGUCGCCAGAGUCUCUUGCGCCCUGCGCCUGUGAAACCAUCCACUACUCGCAAUGUCUCAGUACCAACAAAGACCGCGACCGCGACCCCGGCGUUUAGACCGCCAUCCCCGCGGAAACCGUCGCUGCGUUCGCCGACGCAAGCUUCCGCCCCCAGACCCCCUUCUCCAAAGAAGGCAGAGAUGCCACCCCCUCCUCGUCCGACACGAUCGUCUUCGCUGAGACAGCCGGUGAAGACCGAUCCAACGGCGACCGUGAGAGGCCAUGCACGACACCGCAGUCAGAUGAUUCCUCCAAACACAAAGUCAAUGCAGCCAGAUGCGGCUCCGAAACUCCGUUCGGGCUUUUCAAGCUACCAACAGCAGUCUUCGCCGAAGAAGCCGAUUAAGCCUCCUACUCCUACUCCAGGAGAAACGCCUGCGUUGGGUGGUCUCAUUCCGACGACCUGGCCGGACAUUGCUGCUUUGCAGACGGAGUUGCUUCAGUUGAGUCUUUUUCAUUCCAGCGCCCUGGAAAGACAUGCAGAAUGGAAGACCGAAUGCGAAUCCCAACUACGGACGAAAUUUAAUACUGUUGCGGGCCAAUACCAAUCUACGCAGAGAGACGAAAAGAUGCGCCAAUACCAGCUUAAUGCACAAGCGCUAGGAUCCUGGCUACAAAAUUGUCGCGACCACAAUGGGCAGCAAAGCUUUCCCGAACAAAUCCAGAUCCUAUCUCAGGUUUUGCAGGAGGUGUCGGAUCUAACCUGCACCGCAACCGGGUGCUAUGCUCGCGUUGUCACCACAUUAGAGACCUGGUUUGACCGUGCCGAAGAGAUCCGGGGACGUCGCGAGACCUCUAGAGUUCUCGAUGGGACUGAUUUUGUUGAUCCGCUGGACCGGACUUGGAAAGAAGAAGUACAAGGCUUGCAGGCCAAGCUGGAACUAUGCGCACGGCAGCUUCAGACCCUAGAUAUCUUGGGCUUUGGGGAGGUUGAGCGUCUGGAACAGUCGGCUCUAACGCGGGUCGCUCAGGGUCUCGUGGAAUAUAUUCAACUGCUGAUGCAGGAACUCCGUGCCAUGCGCAUGGUCGAAACCGAGAUGAUCCGCUCUGAACGAGAGAUCGUGGGUCAGCUCGCCACACAGUUGGCCUCGAUUCCAACCAGCGGCACAAGGGCACGGGUUGGUGUCUGGAAAUCUUAA
Molecule: messenger RNA, 1491 nt
Organism: Penicillium longicatenatum
Lineage: Eukaryota; Fungi; Ascomycota; Eurotiomycetes; Eurotiales; Aspergillaceae
Exons: 2
Coding region: 1-1491 (496 amino acids)
Source: RefSeq, a predicted model, not a curated record